Molecule: messenger RNA, 5001 nt
Organism: Entamoeba invadens IP1
Lineage: Eukaryota; Evosea; Mastigamoebida; Endamoebidae
Exons: 1
Biological process (GO): small GTPase-mediated signal transduction; positive regulation of GTPase activity
Molecular function (GO): guanyl-nucleotide exchange factor activity
Source: RefSeq, a predicted model, not a curated record
AUGGCUGAGUUACUAGAGAAAUAUGGUUUCCGACCGACUCACGAUCUUGCGAUCACGACCUCUCACAAACAUGGAGGGGUAUCAUUUGAUCAAAUAUCGAAAACGAAUGAAGCUGAAGCCGAGACUGAGUUUAAGCGACUUGAUACGGAACAUGUGAAUGAAUUGGAUUUUUUUCAAAUUCGAAAAUUUUACGAGUCGAAUGGGUUGAACUUUUCUGAUGAGAAAAUAAAGAAAAUUCUUAAGAAGAAUUUGAUUACUGGGGAGAAGCUCAAUUUAUUAGACUUCCAACAAAUGUACGAUGAUUUUAAAACAAACUAUUUCGACACACAAGACGAACAAAACUCAAAGCCCACAAAAUGGAGCGAUAUCUUUGAAAAGCAACUUAAAGAUGAUGGUGUGCCUACAAUAUGUACCAAUUACAAUCCUACAGACGUCACUAUCAAACACUUGUCGAAGCCAAUGUUCUCGAACGUAACAAGGUCUAAAGUAGUCGAAGACAAAGACGUACUUAAUUCCGAACAAGAACUUUAUUUGGGGAUGUUACUCGAUCCAACAACAGAAGUCGUCUAUUUAACUCCCAAGACUGAACUGAGUCAAAAACAGCGGAUGUCGAUAUCUAAUAUCGCUGAAAUGAAAGAGAGCGAGGAGCCGGACCCAAAAUUACUCAGAAAGACGACUUUAGAGGAUGUGAGAACAGUCAAAGGUAAUUUGUAUGAAAAUUAUUUACAUGACAAAACACAGACCAACGUCCACGAGAAAAUUGAAGUCUUGAAAAACACUAAUGCCGAGGGGAGUGUAUUUUUGAUGCAAAUUGAAGCGAGAAGUUUGAUACAAUAUGAACCCUUUUUCGUCGAGUUUGCAAUCUACGAAGUGAUCGAUCAGACCGACAAAAUCGUGAAGAUUACGGAGAACUACUUCAUCGACUUGAACUCACCAGAGAACAGAGCCUUAGUGAAAAGUAAAGAACCCGACGAAUAUGAAGAUAUGCUGUGCUCCAAAUUUAUCAUCAGACUCAAAGAAAUAGAAGAAAAAAAGAGGAAGUUCUUUGGUGUGUUUUACUUCUACAAAAUGGCGGAAGUCGAUAUCGAAGACGUCAAAGUGUUGUAUAAGGACAAGGCGGAGAAAAAGGACUUUGAGAAAGAACGCAAAAGGACUGAAUUGCAAUCAAAAACAGACAAUUCACAAGUCUCUUCGAGUGCCGUGGAGAAAACGGAGACUGAGGAAAGCGUCGAAGUGCAAGACAAGUCUUCCAAAGUGGAGAACGCCGAAAUUGGCGAUAAAGAAUCCAAGACGGGGAAAUCCGAGAAAUCUGAAAAGGAGGACGACCCUGAAAAAGCCGAAGAGAAGGUUUCUGACAUCGAAGAGUUAAGAAAGGAGAAGAGGAAAAAGCUCGACAAAAGGAGAGAACAUUUAGCAUCGAAGAGUGUGUAUCGAUUUUAUCGACAACAUAUAUUCACUGGAAUUACUGAGUUGAAAGGAAACGAACGAGCGUAUCCAAUAUGGAUGUACAAAGAGGCGAUUCAUGGCGAAGGCGACUUGUUGAAAAUGAUUGAGAAAAUUGGAUUAGGGAAAGUGAAACCGACGGGGAUCAAACCAUGGGAAUUGCGAGUGAUGAAGUUGCAAGACACCAGUGCAUAUCGAGUGUUUGAUCCAAGUGGGUUUGAGUGUGUCAAAAAUUCAAGUAGUGGGUCAAGCAACACAUUUAUUAAACAAUUGGAGGACUUCACGUGCUUUAGUAAGAACGAAAUGUUCUUCACCGACUUUGUGAAUAACGUCUACAUCUAUCCUGAAGAACUUAACUUACAACGAGAGAAGAAGAAAGGCUGCUUUUUGAUUAAUUGUUAUAUCAGAAAGGAAGACACUAAGUUCCAUAGAGACGACACAUACCUUCCACUCUUUUAUAACAAGUCAAAGGUCAACAAUUUGUUCAUGAGAAAGGUGACAACAAGUGUUUCUGUGAAUCAAAAGACAGACUACUUUUUGGACGAAAUAAAAGCAAAACUGCCGGUAGUGUUAACCCCACAACACCAUAUGCUGUUUGUCAUUCAAGAAGUACAACUGACGAAUGAAUUGAAUGAACCAAUGGAAAAAAUGGUCAUCAACUCAUACUUUGCUUAUAUGUCUUUCAUUCAACUGGGACAAGUUGUUCGAAGCGGAGACUACACUAUUCACGUGUUUAAUGGUCUUCCAUAUGAGAACUAUACAACAACUAAAAUGACCCAAAUUGCAGAGGAAAAAGGAAGAGAACAAACACUUCGAUUUAAGAUCAGGAUUAUGUCCAAUGUAUACACACAGAGUAAAAACGUCCAUAAACUCCUCAGCUCGUUACAUACAAAUUUCAAGAACCCAAAAGCGAUAGACGACUCAUUUAAAGAGGUCACCGAUACUAUUUCAGCGGUUGGGAAGUUCGAUAUGGACAUCACUCACACCCUCCCCAUAUUGCUUGAUAUCAUCUUUGGGUUGUACGACGUCAAAUUUUCAGCAACCGACAAAUUGAAAACAGAGACGAAGACUACAGAGUUGGAGCCAUUCAAGUAUUUGAUACAACUGUCGAGCUUCUUCUCUGAUAAGUUCUUUUAUAAACCCUUCAAGAAAAAUUUGCCAUUUGAAUUGUAUAUGAAAUUCUACUUGGAAAAUAAAACAAACAAAAUUCCCAUUUUCCUCCCAUUUUUAACGUCAUUAAGAGAGUUUUUCCAGAACUACAUGGAGAAGCAAAAUGGAUCGACUUUGGACGAGAGCUUUGAACUGAAAUACGUUCAAACGACGAUGAACAUGAUACCCGUGUUCUUAAAAAUGAUAGAAAAGAGUCUGGUGUUGUACUUAGAAGGUUCAAGGCUUAUUUAUCAAUAUGACAAAAUACAGAGCGACACAAAUUAUAUUGACAAAUUUAAUGUGCAACUGAAAACAUUUUGUACUGUGUUUGCUCAGUAUGUUAAAUUGAGAGCAAAAGGUAAAAACAUUACUGGGAUAUUCACAUGUAAUGAAGCCCUUGGAAAUUUCAUUGUUGUGUUACUUCGUGUUUAUUCGAGAAAAAUAGCGAUGGAAUGCAUGGACAUUUAUUUGUUCACAUUGUCGACAUCGGACGACACAAGGAAGAAGGCAAUGAAUAACGACAAAGAGAGGGGAAAGUACUCUAAAAUGGAAGAAGCUUUGACAGUGGACAAAUACGCGACCUUGAUCCAACUCCUCAAAACAGACUUUUUGAAGUGUGUUGGGUCGUUUGUGUACUUCUAUGAAUGCAACGCACCACGAAUCACACAAGUCCAGAAUGUGUCUGACUAUUACACAACAGUGUUUUCAAGACACUUCUUGGCUGCAUAUGUGCAGAGAAUGCUUUUGCUUCAAAUGAAAAAGAACGACUGUGUUGCGAGAAAUGCGUUAUACACACUUGUGGAAUUGGCACAGAGAACAGACAAUGAUGUCAGACACCAACAACCAUACGAGAAGGCAAACAUCGCGGAGUUCUUUGUGAGUGUCAUUGAUUAUGUCAUUGUGAACGCAGACGAUUUGAUAAAAUUCUGGCAUUUCACUGAUGAACAAGAAAGUGACGACGAAUCAACAACAGACGAUUUGAGUGAAGAGCUUGAAAGGAUAAUUACACCCACCAUCACACCACAAACAUCACGACUUUCUGUUGUUCAAAACUUGUCGAGUUCGACGGGACAAGUUGUUGUUGAAAAUGGGAAGAAGAAAACUUCAGGCAUUUUUAGUGAAGAAGAAGCUCGCCAUUUCUACUUCUACAUUUUGUGGGUACUGAAGAACAUCGAAGUCAAAACGUUGACUAAUUUACUCAACAAAGACUCUCCAGAUCGAAUUGGGAAUUUACUCAGAAUACUUAAAGAGGCAGUUGGACUCUUGAGAGGACUUUUGAAUGAAAAGGACGCAUUGUUCAAGGGUAUUGCGUCCAAACUCAAUUCAGCAAGACAAGAGGUGUUCAACCAAAUGGAUAAUCAACCCCUUUUGAGUACUUUAAAGGACGGUAUGAAUGACAGAAUCUCCCCUGAUGUCUCUUCAUCGGAAGAACACUCUGUACAAACCAACACAUCUAUUGUUGAUACGGGACUUCUAGUCAUUCUCGACUUGAUUAUGAAUUGUUUUAAUAAAAGAUUCUUUGGAGGGAACAAUGAGGUGAUGAAUGAACUCACCGAAUUGAUUGUGUCACUGUUUAAAGUCACACCGACAGAGUUGUUCUUCAAACACUUUAUGGCGCUGAUCAGGAAAAUUGUGACUGAGAAUGCGGAGUAUCUCUUUGUAACAAAUCCGACGUUUUGCUUUGAUUUGAUCAAUGGAAUUAUUGGAUAUUGUCGAAGCCCAUCUCUUGUUGUGAGAAAGAACGCUACGAGUGUGUUGUACUUGUUUGUCAAAUCCAAUUUUGAGAGAAACGAGAAUGUGAACAUGGUGAGAAUACACAUCACAAGUUCUCUUGCAAAUUAUGGGAUGAUCGACUCUGAAGCUUCAUAUGUAUUAUCUUCUCUGAGAACUCUGAAAAGGUGGAUUGAACUGGACUUUGCGGAUGAAGUGCAACAAAAGGUGGAGAAGCCAACUACAAACAUUUCAGAAGACAAGUACACUGUAUACAGAAAAAAGAUCAUUGAUAGACGAAUUGAGUUAUUAAACACGAUUGAAAACUAUAAAAGUGCAAAUGAAGGUAUUUGGAGGGCGAUGUGGAGAGUUGUUGUGUAUUUGGAUGAACAUUGGUCGUUUGAUCAUACUCCGGAUGUUGACAGGAAGAUUAAUUUAAUUCAGACUGAAAUUGCAAAACGAGUUAAAAACGAGGAGAAGGCGGAAGUGCUUCGAACGUGUAUUAUCUACCAAUUAAACGACUUUUUGGAUACCGUUAAAACAGCAUUGGGCAAGUUGAUGAUUGAGAGUGAGAGAGAAGCGUUUGUUGUUGUGAAAGAAGAGAGUCUUGACAAAUUGCACAAAUCGCUUAAAGAGAUCAAUGACACUUAUUUCAAGUUCAAAUUGAUAUUGGCGGACUUUCCAAUUGGGCAGGAGAGU